UUGUUUUGAAAAACUUAAAAAAUGGCGAUAAAAAGCCUCCCAGAAAACCCUUAAUUUAUACCGAAAAAGCAUCACAAAUAGAUGUGUAAAUUAGAGAAAAACUACCUCAAGAGUAGAUUUAACUAUCGAUGACUUGUUUGUGAGAAAAUAUGCCUCCAAAGAAGAAAGGAAAAGGGAAAAAGUCCGGCAAAAAAUCAGGAGGGAAGAAGAAGAAAGGUAAAAAGAGUGGUGUCGUUAAAGAACCUAAACUGACUGCCGAAGAAGCCAUCCUUCAGUUCCAGAUUGAAAUAAAAGAGAGAUCAAUAGAAGACAUGUUAUAUGAACUAAGAGUAUUGAAAGAAAAGAAUGAUAGACUAAAAGAAAGAAAUAAGCGCUUGAAAGAAGAACAGCUAACCCACAUAAAGAACUUGCUCAAACUCUCCAAAGAUAAAGAGAAAGAAGUUGAAAGCGUUGUGCAAGUCAACAGAGAACAAGUUGAACAAGCACUCCUCAGCAAAUUUGACUUGAAGAAAUCUGAAGCGAAAGAAGUUGAAGAAAAAAUACAAGAAGUAAAGUCAAUUGAAGAAAAAAUAGAAGAUGUCAGAGUUGAAAUCAGGAAGCGACAAGAAUAUAAAGACCACGGUAAAAAUGAGCAUGCCAAACAAAUAUUGUUGAUGAGACAGGAUCUUAAAGAGAUGGAUGACAACCAUACAGACAUUGCAGGGCAUAUUGAAAGAAGCUUAAGGAUUUCCAAAGAAGAAAUAGCAAAUUAUACUGAAAGUACCUUGGCAAAGCAAAAGGAUAUUGCUUCUGAGAAAGCUACGAAAGCCUUGGAUAAGUACUCAAGGUCUGAAAUCCUUGACAACAGAUGGCUAAAGAAAGAGGUGGCAAUACACCAAGAAGGCCACGAGGAAUUGAUUGGUAUUGUGGAGGACCUGGAGAAACGAAACCUGGAUAUCAUGAGUGAGCUAUUUGACUGCAAGAUUGAAGACCUUAAAUAUACAAGAAAGUUUUACUUGGCUUGCAUUGAAGACCAAGAGAAUUCCGAAGACGAAGACGAGUAUGAUGAAGAAACGCUUGCUAUAGAUGGUGUAGUAGGCGAGCAAACAGAAAAACCUGAUGAUCUACUCGAUAAUUACUUCUUACCAGGGGAGGAKGACUUUGAGGACUCACCUCGUCUCGGCCCCAUGGAACUACAACUACUCUCUUUAAUAGGAACGCCCAAACCCAUUCACCGUUUCGACCUAUCAGAUGAAACCGGAAGUCAAGUUCGACCAGAAAACUACGGGGAUCCAAAAAGCUGGCCAAUAUCCAAUCAAAUGCUCUCUUCCAUGAUCUCUCAAUAAAAUACUAGGCGAUCUAACAUUUCAAAAUACCCCUUGAUAAAGGUCCUUUUAGGGAAAAGGUUGUAGGAAAACGGCUCCUUGCCAGGGAAGKGGGAGGGGUAAAAAAUGUUGUUUUGCCCAUUUUAAAUUUGUAAUGCUAAAUUAUUAUUUAUUGAAGCCUGCACCUUCAUUUUGAAUAGUUUAAUCCUGUAUCAGCUCUUUAUUAUCAAUAAAAAAUAUUUUGUUUGUAA
Actinia tenebrosa (Australian red waratah sea anemone) is the source of this 1555-nucleotide messenger RNA. RefSeq names its product coiled-coil domain-containing protein 83. NCBI's taxonomy places the organism in Eukaryota, Metazoa, Cnidaria, Anthozoa, Actiniaria, Actiniidae. The record is from RefSeq and is a predicted model, not a curated record.